This is a messenger RNA of Cottoperca gobio, 4379 nucleotides long. It is a transcript of the gene snx27b, whose product is annotated as sorting nexin 27b. Gene Ontology annotation, cellular component: early endosome. Gene Ontology annotation, biological process: endocytic recycling; intracellular protein transport; signal transduction. The transcript is spliced from 12 exons. Gene Ontology annotation, molecular function: phosphatidylinositol-3-phosphate binding; protein binding. The record is from RefSeq and is a predicted model, not a curated record. Bases 226 to 2070 code for a protein of 614 amino acids. NCBI's taxonomy places the organism in Eukaryota, Metazoa, Chordata, Actinopteri, Perciformes, Bovichtidae.
ACACAGGAAAGGAAGCUCAACGAGCCACACGCAGAAAGGAGUCUGAAGUGACCCACAUGGAACGCAUCCUGGGGCGGGCUCGCCAAUUAUCGGACUCUGUCGGUUUUUUCCGGUGAUCUCAGUCAGUUAGCUAGCCAAGCUGAUUAGCCUGCUACUACAAGCUAAUGUUUGUAGGAUAUUUAUCGUUAGCGGAAUUGGAGUGGAUGAUAGAAAGAGUAUAGAAAAAUGGCGGACGUCGAGGGACAAGGAAUUUGUUCAUCGGUCCCUCCGUUGCCUCACCCUUCUUCUCAUAACGGCUCCGGUAGCGGUAACGUUACACCGGGCACCGGCGGCAGCUGCCAGACGGCAACCACCGUUACCUCAGGCCCACGGCUAGUUCGAAUAGUGAAGUCUGACUCAGGCUACGGUUUCAAUGUUCGGGGACAAGUUAGUGAAGGUGGGCAACUACGGAGCAUUAAUGGGGAACUGUACGCUCCCCUGCAGCAUGUCAGUGCUGUCCUACCGGGAGGUGCCGCCGACAGAGCCGGUAUUUCGAAGGGGGACAGGAUUCUUGAGGUUAAUAGUGUAAAUGUAGAGGGAGCCACACACAAGCAGGUGGUGGACCUGAUCCGGGCCGGAGAGAGGGAGCUGGUGCUGGCUGUGCUGUCCGUCCCGCCCCAGGAGGCCGACUGCCUAGAUCCCGGAGACGACAUUUCAGCCCUGUCCUGCUAUGACUACUCCGACAAACAGGCCGUCCCCAUCUCUGUGCCGAGCUACAAACACACUGAGCUCAACCAGGAAAAGUUUGUGGUAUAUAAUGUGUACAUGGCAGGCAGGCAGCUGUGCUCCAAGCGUUACCGUGAGUUUGUGAUCCUACACCAAAACCUGAAGAGGGAGUUUGCCAACUUUACGUUCCCCAAGCUGCCUGGGAAAUGGCCUUUUUCCCUGUCGGAGCAGCAGCUGGACGCACGACGCAGAGGCCUCGAAGAAUACCUGGAGAAAGUUUGCUCUGUACGGGUAAUUGGUGAAUGUGACAUCAUGCAGGAGUUCCUGUCUGAAUCAGAUGAGAACUAUAAUGGCGUGUCAGAUGUGGAGUUGAGAAUAGCCAUGCCCGACAAAACCACGCUCACCGUCAGAGUUCGCAAAAACUCUACUACAGACCAGGUCUACCAGGCUGUGGUUAUGAAACUAGGAAUGGACAGUGUAACAGGCAGCUACUUCGCUCUGUUUGAGGUCAUCAACCACACCUUCGUGCGUAAGCUUGCCCCCAACGAGUUCCCCCACAAACUGUAUGUACAGAACUAUACCUCAGCCAUCCCAGGAACCUGCCUCACCCUGCGAAAGUGGCUCUUCACUACUGAAGAGGAGAUUCUGCUCAAUGACAACCAGCUUGCUGUCAACUACUUCUUUCACCAGGCUGUGGAUGAUGUGAAGAAAGGCUUCAUCAAAGCAGAGCAGAAGUCCUACCAGCUGCAGAAGCUGGCUGAGCAGAAGAAGAUGUCCAUGUAUCUGAAUUUGUUGAGGGGCUGCGAGGGAUACAAUGAGAUCCUAUUCCCACACUGUUCCUGCGACUCCCGACGUAAAGGCAACGUCAUCACAGCCAUCAGCAUUCACCACUUCAAGCUGCACGCCUGCACCGAGGAAGGGACACUCGAGAACCAGGUGAUUGCAUUUGAGUGGGGGGAGAUGCAGAGGUGGGACACGGAUGAAGAGGGCAUGGCAUUCUGCUUUGAAUAUGCACGAGGAGAGAAGAAACCACGCUGGGUCAAGAUAUUUACACCCUAUUUUAACUACAUGCAUGAGUGCUUCGAGAGAGUCUUCUGCGAGCUGAAGUGGAGAAAGGAGGUGGAAGAGGAGGCUACAGACAAGGACAAUAAGAACUGCAGUAAAGAUGGUAUGUGUGGCAAGGUAAGGCUUUGCCUGCCUCUGUCCGGUCUAUCAUUAAUCAAUAGCCUGGGGGAAUUUCUCUGUUUUCUGUGUCAGAGUUUGUGUGUCUUCCUCCUGAUUGCUGUUUCUGCUUCAGAAUAUUUUCCAGCUGCUGAGACACAGAAGGGAUGGAGGCACCUAGGAAGGGAGAUUGUUACCUCUUAACUCAACACCGUUGUCACCGACACCGGCCCUCAUCUAGCCCCAGACCCAGCAACACUCAGCUAUUAACUACAUGUUCAUCAUUUACACUCCAUCAGCUACAACCUGAAAAGCUACCCCCUCCCCCCCCAGACACAUGAACUAGAACUCUUGAAUCCAGCGCACCAUAGUCAUGCAUUAAGCAGAGCUCUUGUCAAAUCAUGGAUUCAUGCAAGCCUUCUUCUUAUUGGCAGGGACUUGAAGUGGAAUGGGACUUGUACAUGGGGACUACUCUGAAGUAGUCUCCUACCGGGAAGAGAAAGCUGAAGAGAAUAAGGAAAUAUUGUCGGACUAACGAGGGAAAGUGGAAGCUCUUAGUGCUCGCUAUGGGGAGCACAGAUAACACUGAUCAGCGAUACUGAGAGUUGACCACAGGAAGACUCUUAGUUUCUCCAUCUACGGAUCAGAGCAGCAGUGUCUUCUUUGUCUUCUUGGCCAGUUGUUAGCGUGCAAGUGUGUAUGUGCAUGUUAACUAUGCAGAGCAGGGGGGGCCCCCAUAAGGCAAGGGGCCAACCAGAGCGAGGCCCUCAGAAUGUAAGUCACAUCCGAAUUAUGUCACAUACAUAUAUUUUCAUGUAUUUGCCGAUCAGUUUGCAUUUAUAAAAGAAAACUAUUAACAUUGUAAUGUGGCGAACGAGAGAAGAGAGAGAGAGAAAGCUGAACAAUGUUAAACUUAAGACUAAUGUUGCACUUUAUCCAACAGUAUUAACAAACUCCACACGUGGGAGAUGUAACCUAAGAAGCAGAUAGUGGGCAUAAUACUGGGACUAGCCUGUGCUUAGUUUACAUUCAUUUUUGACUGAAUGACUACAUUAUGAUUAUGUACUGCAUCAUCAGAUGGCGAGUGCAGCGUGCAGAGCCAUGCAUUAAACUUUUAUGUAUUUAUAUUAUUAUGUGAACACUCCACGCUAAUGUUUUGAGGCCACUGUAGAGCAGCAGCGGUGUGGAGCACUGAUCAGACUGUGGAGUACAAUAUGUUUAGCAUGCAUUACCCAUAAGAGACAGCAGGGGUCCUUCCCCCUCCUUCUGCUCUCUCGCAGGCCUUGAUUACUUUGUUUCAGAAAGCUCCCACAGGAUUUAUAAUAGGCCUGUAAUUUAAAAUGCCUUUCCAAUUGAAGCACUAUUUAUCUCUGUAGCUGGUACUGUUAAACCGCUCGUGCACUCCAGAUUCAGGUUAAGUGGGAAGAGGAUUUUUAUUCGCAAAAAAGGGCAGCUUGCACACUUCAUCAACAUGAUAGAUAUGAAGAUUAAUGUGCACAUUCACUAAAGGCUUUGUAACAACUGAUCACAGAGCUGCAGUGUAAUUCAACGUCCUUCUAAAUGAGCCCAGUUAAUGUUCCCACGUAUUAAUAGCAUAACUAGAAUGGCACUCGGAAAGUGCAGAGCUCCGCCAAUGACGUUUACAUAAGUGAAAAAUAAUGUGUAUAUCUGCCUUGGGAUUGGGAUCCGCUCCAACAUGUAAUGGGUUCUUCCUUCUAACAGUUUUUAUGAAAACUGGGCCAGUAGUUUUUUUCCAUAAUCCUGAACAGACAAACAGAACUGAAAGUGUAACCUCCUUGGCAGAGUUAAUAAGGGAAAACAUAAUUAUCUGAUAAUGCAAUAGUGACUUCAGGCUGACAAAUGCAUAAGAUAAUGUAAUUGCACAUCAUUAAACUCUGAAUUUCUGACAUUAGAUGUUAAUAAUUGUCCAGUGAGAUAUUGUGACGUUGAUAUCUUAAAAUCUAAAUCGACUUACUGCGUUAUCAACUCAUUUGGAAGGACAUUCGAAAGAUACUGCAUGUUCAGUCCAAAUCAAUAUACUGUGUAUAUCAUAAAAUGGCUAAUUCAUGCAAAAUCACGUGUAACAGACACGGGGGGUGGGGGUGUAAAGGAGGUUUAAUUGAAUGUGUUGAGCCUCGAAUUUAGAGAACUGCAAUCCUAAAGGCUGAAUGCAUUACCCAGGGUUCUUGUCUGUUUACUGGAGCGUGUCUGACAUGGUCGAUUGUCUGACAUUGUCUGAUCUGCCCACCUCCCUCUUUCUCUCUCUCAUGCUGACUACAGUUUAGUGUCUCUAACAGUAUUUAUUUCAGUAAAAAUAAUAUGUUAAAUUUAGCAUCUCUGUUAAGUUUCUCACCUGAUAUGGUUUGGCUUUCGAAAGAGUCACGCUGAGAUUGACGACCCGCAGAUUAUUUGACAUGUUGAAAUGUAAGAUUUAAGACAAAGUGUUUGGUUACGUCCCUUACUGUAAUAAAUUGUAACAUAUUCUUUUAAAUAAACCGAUUUAUUGAUGCAAA